Messenger RNA from Cottoperca gobio, 1459 nucleotides. Its product is annotated as protein FAM98B. Gene Ontology annotation, cellular component: tRNA-splicing ligase complex. Lineage: Eukaryota; Metazoa; Chordata; Actinopteri; Perciformes; Bovichtidae. Bases 131 to 1162 code for a protein of 343 amino acids. The record is from RefSeq and is a predicted model, not a curated record. The transcript has 8 exons.
GUGCAGGUGGCAGUAUGUAGUAAAAAGAGGAAGCACGCUUUAUACACCAGAUGAGUGACUUUUAUGAGUUUGGUUGAGCUGGUUUACUGAAACAGAUUUUUUUCAUCAGCUGUUUACCAUUAAAGUUACAAUGGAGAGGAGCACAGGGACGGUUUCAGCGAUUAAAGCUUUAGGGUACCCGAGCAGUCGCUGCCUCACGCGGUGUAAAUGUGACGAACUUCCCUGUCCGCUGCUCACCUGGCUGACUGCAGAGCUGAGGACUCUCUGUCCAGAGCUACAAGACUCAAGCAGGACAGGUGACGUCUUGCUGGUGGGAGAGUUGAGAACUUUACUCACAAACAUUUUGUCUCCCCUCACCGUGCUGACCUCAGAGGUGAUGGGGCCGUCCAUCCUCAACAAAGUUACUGAAUUCCUUGUUUCGGAAUUGCAAGCAGCUCAAAUAAUAAAGCACAAGGAAUUGCAUCCCGAGGAGAAGACAACAGGAGAGGACUCUGAAAAAGAGCAGCGAGUUGAAGAUCACGGACAUGGACUCACUGAGUUUUGUCAGGAAUAUGAAGAUGAUGAUGACCAAGACAGAAGGAAGGCGGAGAUGCAGGCAGAAUGGAUAUUACUGCUGCACGCCCUUGACAUGGAUUCCUCCUCUCAAUUUACAGAUGUGUUGAGUGAUGUGGAGUCGAGGCUUACUCGUCUACCGUGUGGCGAAAUGACAAAGCCGCUUCUUAACAGCAGCCUCAGCCCAGAGCAGUGGGUGCAAGUUAAAAAGAUCAAUCAAGUUCUGUCAGUGGACUAUCAGUGUCGCCGACAAAUGAUGAUCAAACGUUUUCAAGUCACACUUGAGUCGUUCGCAUGGGGAGAAAAACAAAAGGAGCAAGGUGAAGCGCUGGCCUCAGUGCCUCCUCUUUCAUCCCUCUCUGGCUCCUCCCGAGUGUCCCCGUCUCUUCUGAUCGCCACCAGAGAGGAUCAGUCCUUCAUUGAGACAAACAAGGCUGCAACAAUCACCCCCAUCUACAAGACGUUGAUGGGCAGCGUGCCAGACAGAGGAGGACGACCAGGGGAAAUUGAGCCACCUAUGCCAGCGUGGAAAGGAAACCGAUCGGGACGAGGAGGCGGACAACAUCAACGACAUAGAUUUUCAGAUAAAAAGAAAGGGAAAAAAGUGUAACGUGUCUCUUACUGCUUGAUUUGAGAAAUAAGUGAUUUUUCUUUAUUUAAAUCUUUAUUAUGAAAUAAAAUAUGGCCGUGGAAGGCUAUAUAUGAUAUAAUUUUAUAUUUAGAAAGGUGUGCAUAAUUAUUAGUUGUAGUACAUCUAUAUACCUGAAUGUACUUUUCUUGAACAGCUUCUAAUUGCUACAAUUGGACCAGAUGUUUUUUUGUAAUGUUUUUGUUGAGAAAAAUAAUACUUUAUUUGAUUUUUUUAUGCGUUUGCUAAAGAAUAAACCUAUUAAGCAAUGUAUUGUUA